Meloidogyne enterolobii is the source of this 1731-nucleotide messenger RNA. Lineage: Eukaryota; Metazoa; Nematoda; Chromadorea; Rhabditida; Meloidogynidae. The record is from the annotation of a GenBank genome assembly.
AUGAUUAUUAAAAACUUACUACUACUACAAUUAUUACCUUUUCUUUUCCUUCUUUUUUUAUUUCUUUUAAAUUUUACUUUUGCUGAUGACAAAAAUUUAUUUCAAACAAAAAAUGAAAAUAAAUCGAGUAAUUAUUCAAAAUCGCCUGUAGAAGUUGCAUUAUGUGAGGGUUCAGCAAGUGCUUUCUUUGUUAGCGAUAAUAUAAAUAUCCAAGAGAAUAUAAAACCUUCCUCAAUAAUUAGAGGCGUUAAUGAACAGCAAUGUAUUGAAUUUUGUAAAAAUAAUAGAGAUCAAAAUGGACGGACAUUACUUUGUUCUCUACUCAUUUAUCGAAGUGAAGUCCAAGAAUGUCGUUUAUUUAGACACACAACAUUUCCAGACGGAGAAUUAUUUAGGCAAUCAUUGGAGGGUUAUCGUUUAAUCGAAAAGUUUUGUUUAUCAGAAGAUGUUUCGAUGGAAUGUGCCUCCAAACAAUUUAUUAGAGUCGAUAAUUAUAUAUUGAGGGGGUAUGCACAAUCAACAACAACAGUCCCAACAUUGGCUGAAUGUGUUAGUGAAUGUAUGAAGGAAAAAGAAUUUAAUUGUUUGUCGGCAAUGUAUUUUUAUGAGGAAGGGGAAUGUAUUACAAAUACGGAAUCUGCAAUAACUGCUCCCGAUGAUUUUCAGCCACCUGAAGAGGAUGACCAAAAAGUUGUUUUCUUUCAUAAUGCCUGCAGUAAAGGAAAUGAUCAUCAAUUAGAAUUAGCCCAAUCACAAGACUCCGUAAUAACAAGUACAUCUGCAUUAAUACAACAAGAUGAAACUACAACAAAAGAAGAAGAAUCAGAAAAACAAAAAGAAGGAGAAAAUAAUCAGAAGAAUUCAGAAAAUAAAAAUAAAUUAACCAAUUCUUCUUCUGUUUUUGUUUUACCAGAAGAAGAGAACAAUAAUCAACAACAACAACAACAAAUAUUAAUACCCAAAGUUUAUUUACCCCAAAAAGAAGAAAAUAAUAAUUUAGAACAAAAUGAUAAUAAUUUAAUUAUUCAACAACAACCUUUACAAAGACAAUAUGGAGCUAAAAAUAUUGAACGUGCUUCAGACGGUUCUUAUCAAGAAAAAAUUCUACUAAAUUCUUCCGAUGAUUUAUUACCACUAUCUAAGUCAAAUAAUUUAAUAAAACCAACAAAUUUAAAUAGAAAAGGGCCGGAAUCAACAAAAAGAUUACAUUUAAAAUUAAUUAAAGAUCAACAACCAAAACCAGAUUUAAAUAAAAUUAUUUUUUCUCCACAUUCUUCACCUCCUUCAACAACAAUUUCCAAUACUUUACCUCCAAAAAUUCACAAAUUAAUUCCAAAAAAUAAUAUCCAACAAUCAUUACCUUUAAUUUAUUCUUCUCCCCCUCCUUCUACUCCCCCUCCUCCUUCCACUCCUUCUACAACAAAACCUCCAUUAAUUCCUUCAACAACAACAAUAAAAGAACAAAAACAGCCAGAAUUUAUUCCUUUAGAAUUAUCAGAACCUUUAGCAGAACAUUCUGCUGAAGAACGUUUUGAAGGUUCAGAAGGGUAUUUUAGUCUUUGGGGGCCUUGGACGCCUUGCAAUAUUCCUGGAGAAAGAAGAAUUAGAAGACGGAAAUGUUUAGAUUUGAGAAAAUGUAGAGGGUCUUUAACGCAAGUUGAUUAUUGUCCAACAAAUAUUGAUGAAGAACAAAAAAUUAAUGAAAAACAAAUUAAUGGUAAAGAGAAAUGA